Gavia stellata (red-throated loon) is the source of this 978-nucleotide messenger RNA. It is a transcript of the gene ZNF488, whose product is annotated as zinc finger protein 488. Gene Ontology annotation, biological process: regulation of DNA-templated transcription. NCBI's taxonomy places the organism in Eukaryota, Metazoa, Chordata, Aves, Gaviiformes, Gaviidae. The transcript has a single exon. Gene Ontology annotation, cellular component: nucleus. Bases 1 to 978 code for a protein of 325 amino acids. The record is from RefSeq and is a predicted model, not a curated record.
AUGGCAGCUUGUAAAGAUGAUGCCCAUGGUCUCACAGGAGAAAAGAGAGCAAAAUCUGUAGAGGCUGAGAACAACAGGAGCAGGAAAACAGUGUUGCUGGAGAAAACCAAUAAUCUGAGUGAGGAACAUAACUGUGGGGGCAAGGAAGAGGUUGGGGGAGAGCAUGCAUUGGCUGGUUCUUUCUGGAAGCUUAGUUCAGGGAGACAGUCAGCUCGGAAGGAUGCUUUAGAGCAGAAGCAGAGCGCUUUCACUGAGGUCAGGAGGAUGAAGGAGAAGCUGAGGAAUGAGAGACCGAAGCAGCCAGAACAGGAGGAUGGCAUGGUCCCACUUGGUAAAGAGCAGGUAUCAAAGGAAGUGUUGCUGAACUCCUCUGGUAGUGCAUUCUCCUUUGUGUGGCCCACCAGAGCCCGAGGAGAACAGAAGAGUGCUUUCAGCAAACCCAGUAAGUGUCUAACAGAAAGAGCUGCAAUAAAUUCUUCUCAUCCCAUGAGUGAGUCACCAAAGAGCCUGGGGGAGCUGUCUGGCCUCAUUGCCACCACAGACGUCAUGUGCUGCAGCACUCUUCUCAAUUCCAAGUUCUUUGUCAGUGAUUUGUGUAAUGCUCAGAUGCUGCAGACAAGCAUCACUCAGAGCAAUGUUUUCCCAUAUACCGCAGAACCGUGGCCCAAACAAGCAGGAGGACAGUUACAAAACACAACCACCACUUCUUCUUCCUCCUCCUCCUCUUCCUUGACUCUUCUUCCCCCCACCUUCACGUCCUUUGGAGUGGCUGCCCAGAACUGGUGUGCCAAAUGCAACCUGUCCUUUCGCAUGACAUCCGAUUUAGUCUUCCACAUGCGGUCACAUCACAAAAAAGAAUACUCCUCAACUGAAUCCCAGUGCAAGAGGAGACGAGAGGAGAAGUUAACAUGUCCCAUUUGUCAUGAGUACUUCCGAGAACGCCAUCAUUUAUCCCGGCAUAUGACUUCUCAUAAUUAG